AUGCGCCUGUUGCCGAGACUGCUGGUGUCUGUGGUGUUCGUGCUUCUUCCGCUCGCACCAGAGGAGCAAUUGAGUCCCACCGCCCUUGUCUCGAUUGGGGCUGGAAUGCUCGUGUGUGUGGUUGCGUGGGAGCUCGUCGGUGGCUUGGAGAAGUGUGCCGCUCUUUUUGAAAGCUGGAACCUGACAGCAGACGACAGUUCGGAGGAGGACGUCGUGGCUUUGCGACGGGAUGUGCAGGAGGACGGGGCGUCUCCAGGGCCGGACGUCCAGGUCCCGUAG
Cladophialophora carrionii CBS 160.54 is the source of this 279-nucleotide messenger RNA. RefSeq lists its product as uncharacterized. The coding region runs from base 1 to 279 and encodes 92 amino acids. The record is from RefSeq and is a predicted model, not a curated record. Lineage: Eukaryota; Fungi; Ascomycota; Eurotiomycetes; Chaetothyriales; Herpotrichiellaceae. The transcript has a single exon.